AACAUGUGCAACUUCUUUCCUGUUUAGUACGUGACAUGAAGUACGUUACAUUGAGACAUUACCAUUAAAAGCACCGUUUAUUUGAAGCCAAGCGUUUACUCACCAUUUGACCAGGAGACGUUUGUGUGCGUGUUUGCUGACUAAGAAUGUCUGAGAAGGAAGGCGUGGAAAGAUACAGCCACAGCAGCCUGGUGCUUGUGGUCUACAUCAUCACCUUGCUGAUUGGCUUCCCCGCCAAUGUUGUGGCCUUUUACACCUUCAGCAAGAAGGUGAGGCAGAAAGCCAUGCCCGUCGACAUCCUGCUCCUCAACCUGACCAUCUCGGACCUCAUCUUCCUGCUCUUCUUGCCCUUCAAGAUCAAAGAGGUGGCGGACAACAUGAAAUGGAUCAUGCCCCACUUUCUGUGUCCAUUGACCAGCUUUGUCUUCUACACCACCAUCUACAACAGCACCUUCUUUCUGACCGCAAUCAGUGUCGAACGCUACCUGGGAGUGGCCUUUCCCAUCAAGUACAAACUAAAAAGACGGCCUUUGUACGCCACGGUGGCUAGCGUCCUCUUCUGGGCAAUCUCCAUGGCGCACAUUAGUAUUGUCUACAUCAUUCAAUAUUUUGACUAUUCCAACACCACCCGGACAGACCCUGUGAACCUGGACAUGUGUUAUGAGGAUUUCACCCCGGAGCAGCUGCAAGUCCUGAUACCUGUCCGUCUGGAGCUCUUCCUGGUUCUAUUCUGUGUACCUUUCUUUAUCUGCUGCUUCUGCUACAUCAACUUCAUCCGAAUCCUCUCUCAGCUGCCCAGCAUCAACCGCAAGAAGCGUCAGCGGGCCAUCGGCCUUUCUCUUGGGACCCUGCUGGUGUUUAUCGUCUGCUUCGCACCCUACAACUUGUCACACGUAGUGGGCUUUGUCAACUGGGAGAGUACCACUUGGCGGGUGGAAGCACUCUUGUCCAGUACCGUCAACGCCAGCCUGGACCCCAUCAUCUUUUACUUCUCCUCAGCGGCCCUCAGGUCUACCUUCCACCUCUUCAUGAAGAACCUGGUGGAGAGGAUGCAGCGGUUGUUCUUCUGCAAUAAGGUCCUCUACUGCCCCCUGUUGUUCUGCUCCAGAACUCAGAAGGACAGCACACCAAGCACCAAUGACAGCUCCUUAUAGUGUACGUGUCAAACUCAUACCACAGAGGACUGAAUGUCUGCGGGUUUUCGCUCCUCCCUUGUACUUGAAGGAUGAAUUAAGGUCACUAAUUAGUAAAUUGCUCCCCUCACCUGGUUGUCUAGGUCUUAAUUAAAAAUUUAAAAAUAAAACCUGCAGACACUAGCUCCUCCAUGGAAUGCGUUUGACACCCCUAUUAUAGUGUGUAGUCAAGCCAUAUGCUACACAUGCUAAAUGCUAGCCUGUUCGAUGUAUUUAUUGCACUUAGGUUCUUAUUGAAAAGACUGAGGACUUUGCUAUCUGUCUUUAUAAGUAGCCUAUACAUUAAUCAGUGCCAGUCGGUGCCAAUAAGGAUGAGGGAGGAUGCUACUUUUUUUAAUGAGCAUAGCCUUAUUUCUUUUACAGAAUAUUGGAUGACUGUCAUUCAUUUUCCAUUCCCCCAGCCCAAUGUAACAUCGAUAGUUUUGGGCUACUGUAUGAUAGUCAAAUUUGACCUAUACCCAUCAUGAGUUUGCAACAAACUAGCCUAUGAAUGAACAUCUACAAUGUAGGUGCAAAGGGUUGAGAGAAUUUUGAGUAACCAAGGUGAUUACUGCCUUGCACACUCUUGCUUGCAUCUAGCUGACCAAGGGUGUAAUCAUUAGUCCAACAUUUGCAAAUGAGAGUUUCUAUUGGACAAAUUCAGGUAUGUUUAUCCCCUUUUUGUUCCAUUUGCUUCUGUUUAAGAAACAUUUUUCAACAGAAUCGGCGGAAUGAAUACACCCCUGAUCAUACGAAAACAGUUCACUUUCAAAGCAGCCUUAUGUAGACAGCAUGAUCACGUUGCUAGUUGUUUAUAUAAUUCCUUGUUUAUAUAAUUCCUAUAGUUCCUGUUUAUAUAAUUCCCAACUAUCCAUGCUCUUUCCUCCUCUCACCUUUUUACCUUUGCUUGUGGACUUCAGUGCAUAGCACCUGUCUGUGACCAGGAAAAAAACCUUUCCAAGCCAAACCUUCAUAUCAUGACUACUAACCUAUUAUUACAUUAUUCAAACCAAAAGCUUACCUAGAUUUGGAAGAGUUCCAGUGUUGGAUAGUCAUAGCCAACUAGCUAACAUAGCAUCACUCUCUGUUUGAGCCAGGUGUUUGAGUAUGCUAAUCUAGCUAGCUUAAGUGAAAGUGAAGUUAAAAAAUAUGAACAAAUAUAGCUAGCUAGUUCUCUCUCUCUUGCUUCUCUUUAAUAUUUGAAUAAAUACAUAUUUUCAAAACUGUU
Messenger RNA from Oncorhynchus tshawytscha (Chinook salmon), 2400 nucleotides. Its product is annotated as free fatty acid receptor 2. Lineage: Eukaryota; Metazoa; Chordata; Actinopteri; Salmoniformes; Salmonidae. Gene Ontology annotation, cellular component: plasma membrane. Gene Ontology annotation, molecular function: G protein-coupled receptor activity. The record is from RefSeq and is a predicted model, not a curated record. The transcript is spliced from 2 exons. Gene Ontology annotation, biological process: cellular response to fatty acid; G protein-coupled receptor signaling pathway. The coding region runs from base 147 to 1154 and encodes 335 amino acids.